UGGAGUCCUCAGUCCGGCACCUGCAGGAGGAGUUCAGCCCUCAGAGGCGCUGAGCUGCAAUUCAGCGGCUGAAUUCAUGAUAAGAGCUGGAGCUGGAGCAGGUCGGCUCGCUCACACCGGAGCCUGAAGAUGAGGCGCGUGUCCAGAAGGAAAGCCCUGAGCCUGGUGAAGGAGCUGGACGCCUUCCCCAAGGUGUCGGAGAGCUACGUGGAGACGUCGGCGUCAGGAGGGACGGUGUCCCUCAUCGCUUUUAGUGCCAUGGCGCUUCUGGCUGUCCUCGAAUUCUUCGUUUAUCGAGACACUUGGAUGAAGUACGAAUACGCAGUUGACAAAGACUUUUCCAGCAAGCUGAGAAUCAACAUUGACAUUACGGUCGCCAUGAAAUGCCAGCAUGUGGGCGCAGACAUUCUGGACCUGGCUGAGACGAUGAUCACCUCCAACGGCCUGCAGUACGAGCCUGUCAUCUAUGAACUGACCCCUCAGCAGAGACUCUGGCAACGGACGCUGCUUCUCGUCCAGAGCAGACUGCGAGAGGAGCACGCUCUGCAGGAGGUGCUGUACAAAACCCUGCUCAAAGGCUCCCCGACCGCUCUGCCUCCACGAGAGGACGUCUCUCUGGAGCCGCUCAGCGCCUGCAGGAUCCACGGACACGUCUACGUCAACAAGGUGGCGGGAAACUUGCACAUCACAGUGGGAAAGCCCAUUCACCAUCCUCAGGGUCACGCACACAUUGCAGCUUUUGUCAGCCAUGACACGUACAACUUCUCCCACCGCAUCGACCAUUUGUCUUUCGGGGAGGAGGUACCGGGCAUCAUCAAUCCUCUGGACGGCACCGAGAAAAUCACCCACAACAAUAACCAGAUGUUCCAGUACUUCAUCACGGUGGUGCCGACCCGGCUGAACACGUACAGGAUCUCUGCGGACACGCACCAGUUCUCUGUGACCGAGCGGGAGCGGGUGAUCAACCACGCGGCGGGCAGCCACGGCGUCUCCGGCAUCUUCAUCAAGUACGACACCAGCUCCCUGAUGGUGACGGUCAGCGAGCAGCACAUGCCGCUCUGGAAGUUCCUGGUGCGGCUGUGUGGGAUCGUCGGCGGGAUUUUCUCCACGACAGGGAUGCUUCACAGCCUCGUUGGAUUUUGUUUCGAACUCAUCUGCUGCCGCUUCAAGCUUGGAGCCUACAGGCCCAGAGAGGAUGUGCAGCUUCAGCAGCAGCAGACCAACAACCUGAACCACCACCAGACUCCUCUGCUGGACCAGGAGCAGCUUUAAACAUCCUGGCCUCAUCAGAAAGUCACAGAAAACUCAUCACGCCCAGUGAUUCUCAUCUUAUUUACUUCAAUAUUUCACUUGAAAUGUGUAAACGGGGCUGAACCUGGGACUACAGCGAUCCACACCCACGUAACAAAUACAAGAACUUAAAUAUUGUAAGCCAUAAUGAAGGUUUCUCUGCUGCUAUGUAGGUUUUCUGAAAAGAAUUCUCUCCUCUCGUCCCCAAAACGUCAUUUAACAGUAAUGUGUGUGUGAUUAGUUACAUCCACUCCUGCAACAUGUCAGCGGUUAGAGUUCAUUCUUCAGCUCAGGUUUCUAAAAUCAGCACAAAUACAAACAAAAAAAGAAAACAUAACACAAGAGUUCAGAUAUUUCUAUAAAAUGUCAGUGUUUUGUCAUCCAGCAGGAUCCGUGGUUUAACUGAGAUCGCUUCAUUUUUAUUUAUUUCGACUGUAAAAUGCGUUUCACUGCCAUUAAAGAUGUAAAGCUGUCUGAUAAUCUGGUGUUGUCACCUUAAAGGAUUCGAUGAUGAUGUGAUCAGUGUAACCACAUUUUCGUUCUUUAAGGCGAAAUUUCCAUGAAAGCUCAGAUCGCACAUGCUGAUGUAUUAUUAGCAUUUAAAAUUAAACUUGUUCUCCAAGUUUAGCUCCGAGAAGCGACGAGAGCCGCGCUGCUUAUGGCAGAAUUAAAUCGAAGAAGAAACGUUUAAAGGACAAAGUGUUUCCUUCUUUUCUAGUUUAUUUCAGUUUUUGCCAAGCA
Salarias fasciatus (jewelled blenny) is the source of this 2031-nucleotide messenger RNA. Its product is annotated as endoplasmic reticulum-Golgi intermediate compartment protein 2-like. The coding region runs from base 130 to 1272 and encodes 380 amino acids. The record is from RefSeq and is a predicted model, not a curated record. NCBI's taxonomy places the organism in Eukaryota, Metazoa, Chordata, Actinopteri, Blenniiformes, Blenniidae. The transcript has 14 exons. Gene Ontology annotation, biological process: retrograde vesicle-mediated transport, Golgi to endoplasmic reticulum; endoplasmic reticulum to Golgi vesicle-mediated transport. Gene Ontology annotation, cellular component: membrane; endoplasmic reticulum; COPII-coated ER to Golgi transport vesicle.